GGCGGGGCUUAGCGCCGCUCAAAUAGCGUGAGGCGCGGGGCAAGCGGGGAGGUGUUGGGCCCGCCGAGCCUCGAUCCCGCUCAGGGCAAGGACUUCUGGCCUGAAGCAGGGGGUGACAAGAGCUCUUUUGUCUCUGAAUCCAUCAUGGAACAGAUCAAUGGAUCUGUCCAGAUGGAGAGUGCACUGCUGUACACCUUCCUGGAGGUAUCCUCUGACUGUAAGUUCAAAGAGCAACUGCAUUCCCUGCAAAACCAAGGGACUGUGUCUUUCCUGAAAGGCGGCUACUGCUAUGAUGACGAGGUGGAACUCCAGACUGAUGGCAAUCGGAGCGGCCACUUGCAGAAUGGUGAGCUAGUGUUUGGCCCUGAGGUAAAUGAAGAAGUUAUCCGGAUCAUUGCUGCUCAGCUCGCUGAGAUUGGAGACCAGUUUGAUAAAGAAAUCAAAGCAAGAGUAGUAAAUGACCUAGUGCAGCACUUUCUGAAUGAGAAUCUGUCUGGAGAGGAGAUAACUCGGCGCAUGUCAGAGGCAGUGGAGGGGCUUGCAAGAGCCAUCCCCUCAGACAUGGAACGGGAGAAGGCCAUGUUGGUGCUAGCAAUGGUCUUAACUAAAAAAAUUGCGAAUACAAUGCCCUCCCUUCUACAGCGUGUCUUCAGGACCACCGUGAACUACAUCAGCCAGCAGCUCCACAACUACAUUGUGAGAAUGCUGCGUGAGUGAGCUCCCCAGCCCUCUGCAUGAAGAAUGUGGACUCCUGAAGACCUUUUACUUUUCUUAAUGUAUGCAAAUCACUUUUUCCGAACUUCUGAGAUAACAGCUGUGAAAGGGAAGGCAGAGCUCCAUAGAUAGGCUUUCGUAGACUAGCAACAGCAACAAUGGUAGUGUGAGCUGCAUGCCAGCUCUGCCAGUACCUAUAAGAAGUAGUGCUUACCCUCAAUUUACAAUAGUCUUAUCUUUUCUGUUUUUUUUCCUUUUUUCCUUAGCAGUAGCAGACUUUGUACAGGCCCUGGCUUGUGCCGCCAGGGGAAACUUGGUGGGCAAAGAGCCUGCCCUCUCUCAGUAUUUUUUUUUUUUUCUCAUCAGCUGUAGCAUUUUGCUUUAGUUAUUCUCUUCCCAGCCCUGUUCCAGGUGCUGCACCUGAGCCAUUCUGAGUGUUAAUUGUUCCCAGGAAGCCCUCAGACUGUGGAAUGGAUGGUUGAUCAGCACAGAUUGCCGAGGGGGGGGGGGGGCAUGGAUCAGGUCUAUUUUAGAGGGGAGCUGGCAGCCAGAGGGAACAACCCUAAGGGAGGUGGGAUGUUGUUUGGCUAGGGAAGGCUAAAGCUCAAUUGCUACAAACCCAUGCUUGCUUGAGAAAAUUAAAUGAGAAAUUGUAAAGAAAAGGCAUGGGGUAGGUACAGGGCAAAUUCUUUCAGGGAACACAACCUGGAUAUGCUUGAGGAAAAGUGUUUAGCUUUACAGUAUCAUGCUAUAAAGAAGGUAUCAUCAGCCUUGGAUGAGGAAGAAUACCUGGUAUCUCUUAUGAGUGUAUUGCAGACACAUCUCAGGUUCAACAAACUUGGACUCAGGUUGUUUGAUACACACCUGUAAUCACACAAGACUUCACCUGUGAUCCAGCUGCCUCAGAAGUUUUGAAAGUAUGUAAAUAUUUUGUGUGGUUUUUUAAGUUAAAUAAAAUUGUCAGUUCUCAUGGCAAUACACCUCUUGAGAA
This is a messenger RNA of Chroicocephalus ridibundus (black-headed gull), 1705 nucleotides long. It is a transcript of the gene BID, whose product is annotated as BH3 interacting domain death agonist. NCBI's taxonomy places the organism in Eukaryota, Metazoa, Chordata, Aves, Charadriiformes, Laridae. The coding region runs from base 145 to 717 and encodes 190 amino acids. Gene Ontology annotation, cellular component: cytosol; mitochondrion; cytoplasm. The transcript is spliced from 6 exons. Gene Ontology annotation, biological process: apoptotic mitochondrial changes; positive regulation of intrinsic apoptotic signaling pathway; positive regulation of extrinsic apoptotic signaling pathway. The record is from RefSeq and is a predicted model, not a curated record.